AUGGAGGAUUUUGAAGACUCCGGUGGUGAAAGUUCACGUCUAGAGCAUGAACUUGAACAAGUCGAGGAAGGCAUCAAACGCUGGGAUCAGAUGCGAGCCGUUCUGGAAAUGUACGAUAUGCAUCAUAGAGAGAGUAUAGAGUGUGAGGAGUGUGCUAGUGAUGAUCUAGACCCUAAAGAGUUUUCCCCUGCCCAUAGAGUAGUUAUGGAAUGUCGCCUUGAUUCGUCUGGCGAAGAGUCGCACUCAAGUGAUGAGGGUGUUUCUUCCGAAGAAGGAAGCAGUGGUGACUCGUCGCUGUGGGGUUCAUAUGAAAGAUGUUCUCCAAUAGCAAUACAAACCGCUUGA
Molecule: messenger RNA, 345 nt
Organism: Cylicostephanus goldi
Lineage: Eukaryota; Metazoa; Nematoda; Chromadorea; Rhabditida; Strongylidae
Source: the annotation of a GenBank genome assembly